Molecule: messenger RNA, 1582 nt
Organism: Parathielavia appendiculata
Lineage: Eukaryota; Fungi; Ascomycota; Sordariomycetes; Sordariales; Chaetomiaceae
Exons: 2
Coding region: 323-1360 (345 amino acids)
Source: RefSeq, a predicted model, not a curated record
GCUUAAUCUGCCGGUUUCCACAGGAAUGUGAAUUUGCUGCUCUCCGGUCCCCGACAACCUCCAACUCUCUUUCCUCCCCGCCUUGCGCCGACGUUUAUAUGCUGAAUAAGUGGCCAGCCAGAAGCCAGUCUGAUGCACGUUUUUGCAUCGUGAUACCCGUCUGUGGCCGCCGACAAACCCCCUCGAAGAUACUUAGGCGCCCGGUGCCUUCCUCGGUCCAAUCACCAAGACCUCAACUCUCCUGCCUCGAGCUCCCUCUACCGACAAUAACCAGAACGGAGUCGACGUUCUGCAUGUAUUUGCAAACCACUCUGCUAGCAUGAUGAUGUCGUCGCCGUUGAAGAAGCAGCCCGAGGCUGUGGCGGAUCGAGUGCUCAAGAGGGCCGAAAUCAGCAAGAUGGCCAGGAGGUUACAGAACCGUCUCGCCCUCGCCCAGUUCAAGACAAAACACAACCUGGUGAACGAGACGCUAGACAUGAUCGAGCCCAAGUUCGAGCUCGAGAUGCGCCGCAGGCGGUUGCAGGACGGCGAUAUCCUGUCCGACUCCUCCUCGAGUGCCUCCGACCUCCCAUACCCGUCGAGGGCCCUCAUGAGCUCGCCGCUGAAAGCCCCGCUGUUUUCGGAUGCCAUUGGGUCCAGCAACGGUAGCACCGGGCACAGGAAGCGCACCUACUUGGCCUCGUUCGAUGACCCCGUUUUCUCGAGUCCAAGCAAGCGGUUCCGACAGUCCCCGACUGCGCACCGGUCCUUUGCGAGCUUCACCCAGUCGUCACCGAUAAAACCGAGGCGGCAGCAGCAUUUCACGACGUCGACUGGCCCUGAUCUGUCAUUCUACUCGGGGUCGAGGCAGAUCAGCGAUGUCAUUGCCUCGACAAACUACGCCGCCAACUCAGACGACGAGGACGACCUGCCCACGCACUCGUUCCACGCCAGCCACAUGAACAUCCGAGUAUCACCACCUCGCACACCCCCAAUGCGGAGCCGCGCUUUGAUGAAGAAACCGAGGGAUAGGCAAGCAGCAGCGAACGAGUCCAAGACCGGCGAGGAAGGUGCGGACCUGCUUCUCUACCUGGCAGCCUCGCCCUCGCCGGCGAACCCGCCCAGGAACAGGAUGGAUCCUCCGUCGACGCCGCCUCCAAAGAGUAACAAGCUGGCGCUGCCUUCGUCCAUGAUGACCACGCCGGGCGGCGGUAACCCGUACCCGUCGACGCCCGGCCUCGGCUUCGACUUUGCAGAGUUCCUCCACAUGACGCCCAGUCCGGCGCAGAAGCCGUGGAAGACGCCCGCCACGCUGGCAGGGGCCAAGACUCCGCGGAGUGUGGCCAGGAGGCGGCUCACAUUUGACGACCUGCCUUCCUGAAGGAGACGACUUUCACACUCGAGCAGAUUUCAUGUUUGCCGGGGGUAUGCGGUCUACUCUAUCCCUAUGAUUCCUCGGGUCUCAUACUCCCUACGUGUUCGGUACAGUCGCGAUAUAUCUGUCGGCGACUACGGAAUUCCUUCACCUUGUUUCAUCAUCCCUUCAUUUCAGCGUUCGUAAGCCUUGGAGUUCUGGCGGUCACACCGCCCCCCCCCCCCCCCC